AUGAUUAUUGGUCCCGCUAUUGCAGAGGAUGUCCAAGUACUGGAGCAAUACAUGGAAUCUCAAUCUGGACCUAAAACAUCUAAAAGAGGACGUCUAUAUGACACUGUUUCAGACAAUCCGAAAGAUCCCGUGAUUUAUCUCAGUGUUUCCCGGCGAAGGGAAGGACUUUCUUCAAGUGAGCGACCGGGGGAAAAGCAGAAGGAAAUAUUGGAACAAAUCCUAGGACCAAACGUCGGCGAAGUUGUCAAGCUGUAUGGUCUUUGCCAAUAUCUCGUUAUAUGUGCUGAAUUCUUCUCAAUGGAGACUACACAACACCACGCAACAAGCCAGCAGAAUGCUUUAUCCUACUAUAGCGCAACUCAUUCUUCCGAGCAAUGCCUGCCGGAAGUUAGAGCUUACCACCACGCAAUGUUACGCGAGUCAGCAAAGGCAAUAAUCACAUUUCUAACUUCUCUAACGGAGCAGAAUCUUAACGAGUUCUGGAUGCCAUACAGCGCAUAUCAUAUUUGUUCAGCAACAAUAAUCCUCCUUCGUUGCGCAAUUGAUGCAAGUGAUAGGGAAACCGCCGAUUCUUGCAUGUCUUGUUUAUCAGAAGUAAAGCAAUGGUUAACUUGGGCAUAUGUUACUCAUCAUUGGGAUUUAGCAGAGAUUUGCCUAGCUCAAUGUGCAGAACCUAUUGAUAGAUUGAACGCCUCGUCGAGAUCAGUGGCAAUAGAUGCUCAGACAGGUGGCGCCCAAGCUUACAGUAUAGGAACGGGGGUUGAAGACCUAGGAGACCCGGCAAGCAUACCUUCUCUCGCAGAUACCGAAAGUUUUAUAAAUGGACUUGAGUAUCCAUUUGUUGAUCUGUGGGAUAUGUUCGAGCAGGAAUAUCAAUAA
This is a messenger RNA of Sclerotinia sclerotiorum 1980 UF-70, 879 nucleotides long. RefSeq lists its product as hypothetical. The record is from RefSeq and is a predicted model, not a curated record. The coding region runs from base 1 to 879 and encodes 292 amino acids. NCBI's taxonomy places the organism in Eukaryota, Fungi, Ascomycota, Leotiomycetes, Helotiales, Sclerotiniaceae. The transcript is spliced from 4 exons.